CUCGCCAUGGAGUCCCUGUGCGGGGGGUGCUGAGCGCGGGGCCCUGGGCCGCUGCCAGCUGUUUGGUGGCUGAGAUAGCACUACUGCAUCCCUGUGCUACAGGACCCCAGCCACCCGGUUUUACAGAAGUGGAUGUCUUAGCAUCCUUGGGCCAUGGCUCACCUGAGAGAUUUUGCUAACCAGCACUCCAGGGUGGACCCAGAAGAGCUGUUCACCAAGCUGGAGAGGAUUGGUAAAGGCUCGUUUGGCGAGGUGUACAAAGGAAUCGACAACCGCACCAAGGAAGUGGUUGCCAUCAAGAUAAUUGACCUGGAGGAGGCGGAGGAUGAAAUUGAGGACAUCCAACAGGAGAUCACUGUGCUCAGUCAGUGUGACAGCCCCUACAUAACCCGCUACUAUGGGUCCUAUCUGAAGAGUACCAAGCUGUGGAUAAUCAUGGAGUACUUGGGUGGAGGUUCAGCACUGGAUUUGUUAAAGCCAGGACCCUUGGAAGAGACCUACAUUGCCACUAUCCUGCGGGAAAUCCUCAAGGGCUUAGAUUACCUGCACUCUGAGAGGAAGAUCCACAGGGACAUCAAAGCUGCCAACGUGCUGCUAUCGGAACAAGGGGAUGUGAAACUGGCUGACUUUGGUGUGGCUGGACAGCUGACGGACACCCAGAUCAAGAGAAAUACGUUUGUUGGGACUCCCUUCUGGAUGGCACCAGAGGUGAUCAAACAGUCUGCCUAUGACUUUAAGGCAGAUAUCUGGUCCCUUGGAAUCACAGCCAUUGAACUUGCAAAGGGAGAGCCCCCGAAUUCUGACCUGCAUCCUAUGAGGGUGCUUUUUCUGAUCCCCAAAAACAACCCUCCAACAUUGGAGGGACAUCACAGCAAGCCCUUCAAAGAAUUUGUAGAAGCCUGUCUCAACAAGGACCCUAGAUUUAGGCCAACUGCUAAAGAGUUGCUAAAGCACAAGUUCAUCACACGCUAUACCAAGAAAACCUCAUUCCUCAUGGAGCUGAUUGACCGAUUCAAGCGCUGGAAGUCAGAGGGCCAUGGAGAGGACUCCAGCUCUGGUGAUUCUGACAUUGAUGGAGAUACAGAAGAUGGAGACCAGGGUCCAAUCUGGACGUUCCCACCAACUAUUCGACCCAGUUCCCUUAAACUGCACAAAGGAAUAGCUCUCCAUGGCUCUCAGAAGUCUGCUGAGCCCAUCAAGCGGCAGCCCCGAUCACAGUGUCUCUCCACGCUUGUCCACCCAGUCUUCGGGGAGCUCAAAGACAAGCACAAGCAGACUGGAGGGAAUGUGGGAGCUAUGGAGGAGCUGGAGAAUGCCUUUAGCUUGGCUGAGGAGUCCUGCCCAGGCAUUUCUGACAAACUGAUAGCACACAUGGUGGAGCGGGUACAAAGGUUUUCACACAGCCGGAACCACCUGACUUCAGCCCGCUGACCAGUACAGUCGUUGCUGCUCUUUAGGGGGGAGGGAGGAUUUUCCCAACUUCAUAAGAACUACAUCUCUAAUCCAGACCACUGUCAUCUGCUGUUGGAUGUAACAUUGUGACUCCAGGACAUUUCAGAGCCUUCAUCUAUACAUGUUUCCAUGACAACCAAGGGUGGGGUUCACAAUGCAAGUACAAUUUAGACCUUUUGCAGAGCCCAAGGAGGGGCGGUCUAAUUGUUUUUACACUGUUCUCAAUGGAGUUUUUAAUUGU
Messenger RNA from Emys orbicularis (European pond turtle), 1693 nucleotides. RefSeq names its product serine/threonine kinase 25 (gene STK25). Gene Ontology annotation, cellular component: cytoplasm. Bases 154 to 1431 code for a protein of 425 amino acids. Gene Ontology annotation, biological process: protein phosphorylation. The transcript is spliced from 12 exons. The record is from RefSeq and is a predicted model, not a curated record. NCBI's taxonomy places the organism in Eukaryota, Metazoa, Chordata, Testudines, Emydidae. Gene Ontology annotation, molecular function: protein serine/threonine kinase activity; ATP binding.